This is a messenger RNA of Limulus polyphemus (Atlantic horseshoe crab), 3433 nucleotides long. Its product is annotated as high affinity cAMP-specific and IBMX-insensitive 3',5'-cyclic phosphodiesterase 8B-like. Bases 26 to 2128 code for a protein of 700 amino acids. Lineage: Eukaryota; Metazoa; Arthropoda; Merostomata; Xiphosura; Limulidae. The record is from RefSeq and is a predicted model, not a curated record. The transcript has 19 exons. Gene Ontology annotation, molecular function: 3',5'-cyclic-nucleotide phosphodiesterase activity. Gene Ontology annotation, biological process: regulation of DNA-templated transcription; positive regulation of ERK1 and ERK2 cascade; signal transduction.
CAGUAAUACCUUGAAGUGGGGACCGAUGUGCCUUACUAUACCUACAAUAAAGGUGCUGCUGGUUUUCGACAAGGAGGAUGCACAAUUUAAGUCUUUAAAAUGGGCAGUAGAAAAACUCCAAUUUGAAUGUGUUGUAGCAUCCAGCGACACCCAAGCUCUGGAUCUUGUCCGUAAUAAUCAUUACCAUCUCAUUAUUGUAGACACACGACAUUCUUCUGGAUUCGAUCCCUUUGUUCUUUCCAGGUCUUUUCGUUUAUCCAAGGACAACCAUUACAGCUGCUUUAUCGCGGUUGUGAAACGUAGUUUUGCAGAAAAGGAAGAAUCUUCCGUUUUGAACAUUUUGAAUUCAGGAUUCGACAGAUGGUUUCUCGAGAGUUGUAGCCUUGCCGUGUGUUUGAAUGAAUUAAUCCUGAUUGAGGGUAACGAAAUCAUGACCCGCCUGAAACUCCAAGCUGCGCAGUCGCUCUUUACAGCACUGGAAAACUCCCAUGAUGCUGUUGUUGUAACCGGAAAGAACCAGGAAAUACAGUAUAUGAAUCAAGCAUCUGAGCAGUUGUUGGGGUGUAAUGCAGACGAAAUGAUUGGUAAGAACGCCUCACAACUUCAAAGAAUUGACUCUACUAAAGCAGAUAUGAUAGAAAACGUCAGCACGCACACGAAGAAAGGAAUCGAAAUGGAAGGUUCACUAUUUCGAAAAAGAAAGAAUGCCCAGCAAGUACCAGUGUGGAAUAGAAUGACGCCAGUGGAUGUUCAUAACGGAGUCGCAGAACACACAGUCUUGAUCAGAGAAGGGAGAUCUAUCUCUUUCUACUCUGAGAAGUCCUUCAUCCAUGAUUCUGACUUCCUCCCCUAUACACUAACCAAUAAGAAAUCCAUCAGAAAUCCUUCGUAUGAUGUCAGGUCUUUGUGUAGUGAAGCUGGGAUACACCGCAGACAAUCCUUUGCCAGAUUGCAUACAAUGACAAUUGAGGCACCGAUAACAAAGGUCAUCAACAUGCUUAUAGCAACACAAGAAAAUAGUCCCAAUUUCGUGGCCCAAGAUUUAGACAAAAUUUUGGAGAUAUUGCGAAGCACUGAUCUGUAUUCUCCCCAGUUGUUGGGACUAAACCAGCAUCGGCGACCCACGGAUGACAAGCUGACAUCAGACUUGAUCAGUGGCCUCGUCAUGAUGCCACACACGGAGGCAACAAUGGGUCAAAAACCAGGGCAGCGACGACUGUCUCAUGAAGUCAACCAGAGAAUGUCCAGAAGUUCUAUUGUAUCUCCUCUAGCAACUAUACCCAGUUCAGACACUGCUUCAAGCACAAACGGAAGUACUUUGGAAAACAGUAUGGAAUGGAGCUUUGAUAUAAUCGAGCUGGAGAGAAUAAGUGAUAAAAAAGCACUUUCGUGGUUAGGAAUGACUCUUUCCUCUACUUUCAAUGUCUGCUCUGUAUUAAACUGUGACGAAAAUACGUUAAGGAACUGGUUAAGCCUAAUAGAAGCAAACUACCUAAAUAACCCUUAUCACAACUCUACACACGCUGCGGAUGUCAUGCAGGCAGCUGCUUAUUUUCUACAAAAACCAAGAAUCAAGGCGAUAUUCGAUCCUUUAGAUGAAGUAAUAUCCCUGAUUGCUGCCAUCGUACAUGACGUCAACCAUCCUGGCAAGAACAGUGCUUUCUUGUGUAACACUAGAGACGAGCUAGCGAUUCUCUACAAUGACUUGUCUGUUUUGGAGAGUUACCAUGCGGCAAGAGCUUUUAGACUGACUUUGUCGGACAAAAAUGUCAAUAUCCUACAAAACUUGGAUAGGGAUACUUACCAAUUUGUCCGAGAGUCCAUUAUUGACAUGGUUCUGGCCACCGAGAAUAUUGACGAACUGUGGGGGAAUUACACUUCUUUACAGACUGAUGAAGAAAAAGCGAAAGGCUUACCUGUCGUGAUGCCUACCUUUGACAGAACAACAAUUAGUCUCCCUAAGGCACAAAUGGGAUUCAUUGACUACUUUAUCAAUGAUAUGUUUUCGAGUUGGGAUGCUUUCGGAGAUUUUCCCGAACUGAUUGAAUACAUCCAAUCGAAUUAUACGUAUUGGAAAGAACAAGAUGAAGAGAACCAACAGCAAGAAGUUUCCAAAGAAGAAAGCUGAAUCAGUGAGAAAUUUGAUAGUAUUCUUCCAGUACAAAACGUUUAAUAUAGUGUAUUUGCAAAGAACAAAUACUGGUAAAUUAACGUCUUGGUGAAAAAAAAACAAAAUUUGCUUAUACUGCGUUUCUGAAUGAGUAUGAAAAUAAAAGAGAAAUGUUCGUCGGGAGAAGAAAAAAGAGUUAGAGAGGAAGGUUUCACAAUGUUUUCCUACAACCCAACUGGUUCGCUUGUUGAAAACACGAAAUAUCCACACAUGGUUUGAGUAAAAUCUAUUGUUACCAAUCGUUUUGGUUGCACCCCCUCUAUACGUCAGCUUCUCUGCAUAAUACAAGCAUGGGAUUAUAGGUAUCAUUGUUAAGCUCCCAGUAUUGUUAAAUAUUUAUCAUUUGAUUCUGUGGGUAUGUCAAUUACACGUAGUUUGUGCUAAUGAACUUUGUAUAACUUUCACGAACAGCAUUUGAAUGGUUUAACGUAGUACAUGUUUGUUUUGUUAACAUGUAAUUUAUGGUGCAACAAAUAGGCAGUAUUAUUUUAUGCUUGUUAAAACAUAUAUUGGUAGACAGGUAUAUAGACAGUAAGUAGUACGUGAAAGUUUUCUAUGGAUGAAGAAUAUACACGUAUGUAGACUUCUUACGUAAGACAUGAAUAUUUUAUGAAUAUUAUAUUAUGUAAGGAAAUAUAUUUAAAAUCUACUAAGGCUAUUUUUGUGAGAUAAAAUAGUAAAUAAUUGGCACUAGAUAGACAAGGAAUAAUAUAAAAGAAUGAAAAAGAGAGGUAAUUUGUAAAUUAAGUGAACAUUGAAUUCGCGUAGAAAAAUCUGGUUAGCUAUAAAGAAGCUUGUUAUUUUUUUAUUGCCAGUAUUCAAGUAAAGUUUCUUUAUUGGCAUGUCUAAUUAUGCUCAUUUAUACCUAAUGCUAACUCAAUGAGAAUAAUUUUAGUUUUAACAGCAAGAAAUAUAAACAUUUCGUCUUCCGCAUAUUAAACAUGUAGUAUUCUUUAUACGCUUUUAAUUUAAAAAUACAAGAAUAGUUGCCAAAGUAAAUCUUUAUUUAAACAAAUAAUGAUUAAAAGUUUAGUUGGGAAGUGGGAAGGAAGCCAGUAUGAUAAAAAAAAAAUAACUAUGUAAAAUUGUAUUCAGAAAACAAACAAUAAUAAACUCUCUACAAUGUGACAGUAAUAAUAAUUAUUAUUAUCAAUUGUUGUUUAAGACUCAUAACUUAGGUAAAUUAAUACGGACUUUUCUCUACCUUAAAAUACCUUUAUUUGCGAGCUUUCGGCCCUCUUAUCGGAGCCUUCAUCGGGCAAC